Pararge aegeria (speckled wood butterfly) is the source of this 2235-nucleotide messenger RNA. RefSeq names its product proclotting enzyme. Gene Ontology annotation, biological process: proteolysis. Bases 47 to 1906 code for a protein of 619 amino acids. NCBI's taxonomy places the organism in Eukaryota, Metazoa, Arthropoda, Insecta, Lepidoptera, Nymphalidae. Gene Ontology annotation, molecular function: serine-type endopeptidase activity. The record is from RefSeq and is a predicted model, not a curated record. The transcript has 7 exons.
UUAAGUGAAAGUGCUGUGACGUAAACGUUACAUUAGAACUGGCAUUAUGGCGAGUACUAUUGGGUUAGGGAAGUGCUACACUACUGGGGUUGUCGGUAUUCUGUUUCUAGCAAUACUUGCAAAAUGCCAGCACCAAGCACACCACCCGGUAUCCUUCGUGCAGCAUCAGAAUCAACUUUCAUAUCCGUACAUCCAAUCGGGGCAUCCGCCAUGGCAUCAGUUCACCUCUCCGCGGAAAAGAUCUCCUGACAUCCAAAAUUAUUAUAACGGUCCAUACAACCAACCGUACAACCAUUAUUCCAAUCAGAACCCUUUUCAACAACCAGGGACACAACAUCAAACGUAUCCUCAGAUGUAUGACACCAGGCCGUCUGCCGAUUUAAUUAAUACAGAAUCAAGAAAUAACCAAAACGAUGGAAGACUUUUAUCACAAUCUGCGUUCACAAGAAUAUCUGAAACUUUAGGAGCUAUAAACACAGUAGGCCAUUACCUAAUCGACAUAGUCAAUGAAAAUGAUAGAAACGAAUCGGACCCCAACUUACAACAGCUUCCUCAAGCGCUUUAUACCAUAAGCAAAAAUGUUUUAGGAAGAAAUGUGACAGAUAAAAUUGCACCUAUAGUGAAGAAAGCGCUGCCCCAGGUCUUACCUGAUGCACCUAUUACGAGAAUAGCAACAGGAGAUCUGGACAGAAAUGACGCUAGGUUCUGUACCACACCUGAAGGUGAAGAAGGUAUAUGCGAAGAUUUGAGCAACUGUCCGCAACUGCUGCUUAACCUUGUAACCCUGCGAGAAUCUCUGUGUUUUAAGGAUUUAUUUGUACCUGGAGUGUGUUGUCCCCGAGACGCUGUAGUCCCAGCGACACAGGCUGUAGAAAAGCCAGUUGUUACUACGACGAGUAAACCAACUUACUUAGUUCCUGUUACCACUCAACGGCCUAUACCAAGACCUACGACGACUAAGAAACCUUCAGCUAUUCUAGUUUUAACUACUAAACGACCAAGGCCUCCGACAACUACUACUACGAGGCCUAUUACUACAGUACCAACAACUACUACCACAAGGGUACCGUCUACGACAAGCUAUUACACCUUGGCACCACCUUUUAUCGCAAAUUACUCCAACAUAGUCGAUGUAAAUGAUUGCGGGCAGAGAGAAGACGAAGGCGGCAGAAUCGUUGGUGGCACAGAGUCCAAACCAGGAGCCUGGCCGUGGAUGGCUGCCAUAUACCUGCAUGGCAGCAAGCGGCGAGAGUUCUGGUGUGGGGGCACUCUCGUUGGCAAGAGACACGUGCUAACUGCCGCCCAUUGCACUCGAGACUCCAAGCAGAGGCCGUUCCCAGCGCGUCAGUUCAGCGUACGGUUAGGCGACGUGGACUUGUCCCGCGACGACGAACCGUCCCGCCCCGUGACGCUGCGGGUGAGCGCCGUGCGAGCACACGACCAGUUUUCCAGGGUGGGAUAUUACAAUGACAUCGCUGUACUGGUUUUGGCUGAUAACGUCCAGAAAUCAAAAUACGUGAUACCGAUCUGCCUACCACAAGGGGAUCUUGCUCGGCAACAGUUCGACGGGUCUGUGGCGACGGUAGUCGGGUGGGGUACCACUAGAUACGGUGGAGGGGAGAGCUCGAGGCAGCUGGAGGCCAAGCUACCUGUGUGGAGGAACGAAGACUGCGACCGCGCGUACUUCCAGCCGAUCACUGAUACGUUUCUGUGCGCUGGUUAUCCUAGAGGGGGUGUUGACGCUUGUCAGGGAGACUCCGGUGGUCCAUUGAUGCUGCUCGCCAACGGACGCUGGACGCAGAUCGGCGUGGUCUCCUUCGGAAACAAGUGCGGUGAACCCGGAUACCCGGGCGUGUAUACCCGGGUCACGCACUAUUUGAGUUGGCUGCAACAAAACUUAGCUUAGUUAUCAAUUCCUAGCAAAUUCGUCUUCAAUAUACCUAAUGUAGUCUUUGAGAUUGACAUAUAACUAAAACAAUUUAUUAUCAUCGUUAUCAACCCAUGACCGGCCAACUACGGUGGUUGUGGUUUAUUGUUAAAACCAAAAAGCAGAUAAUUUUAUAAGUUGAAUGGCCGAUGUUAGGUAAUCCUUACCAUUUUAUAAGCUAGAUGAACACGAACAACGAAAUACUUACCAGCAUUGAAAAUUACUAGGCUUUUGUUAACUUAGCAGGUACUUUUCUAAUGCCCGUUUUCACUAAACCUAGGAAACGCUUAAGUCUGAUGCCUAACAAU